AUGGCUGCCUUUGCCCCUCCAGCUGCAGGCACGGCAGGCACAACCGACGACCUGGUCACCCGGCUGGAGCUGCGAUUCUCGUGCAGCAACCUCGCAAACUUGGACCACAUGUCAAAGUCGGACCCCAUGGUGGUGCUGUUCGCCAAGCGCGACCCGCCGGGCCAGGGCUUUGCCGAAGUCGGCCGGACAGAGAAGAUCAUGAAUGAUCUCAACCCGCGGUUCCACACCGCGCUCAACGUCUCGUACUUUUUCGAAAAGGUCCAGACCUUCCGUGUCGCCGUCCUCGACAUCGACGAGCACGUGAGCUCGGUGAGCGACUACCGCCAGCACGACUACAUCGGCGACGCCGAGUUCAAGCUCUCGAGUGUUGUCGGCGCCAGUGGCAUGUCGCUCGAGCUGCAACUGGUCAACGCAAAGGUGCCCGGCCGCCGCAACGGCUCCAUCCGCAUCACCGCCGAGGAGCCGUCCAACUCCAACUCGGCCGUCCGCAUGCAGAUCCGCGGGCACAACCUCGACAAGAUGGACUUUUUCGGCAAGUCCGACCCGUACCUGAUCAUCUCGCGGCUGCGCGCCGGCGCCGCCGACGACUGGCAGCCCAUCCACAAGACCGAGGUCGUGCCCAAGACGCUCAACCCGACGUGGCGGGCGUUUGAAGUCCCGAUGGCUACCCUCUGCAACGCCGACUACGAGCGUCCGAUCCGCAUCGAGUGCUACGACUACGACAAGCGCGGUUCGCCCGACUUUAUCGGCGCCUUCCAAACCACGCUCACCAUGCUCUGCUCGCCAGACCAGGCCCGCGAGCUCGAGCUCAUCAACCCAAAGAAGCAGAAGAAGAAAAAGUACCGCAACUCGGGCAUCCUCGAAGUCAUGUCCAUCGAGGUCAUCGAGAAGCCGAGCUUCAUCGACUACCUCGCCGGCGGGCUGGAGAUGAAUCUCAUCAUUGGCAUCGACUACACAGCGUCCAACGGGAACCCAGCUAACCCGUCGAGCCUCCACUACCUCUCGCCGUACGAGCCCAACGCGUACGAGAAGGCGAUGACUGCCGUCGGCGCCGUCGUUGGACCCUACGACCACGACCAGGAAUUCCCCACCCUCGGCUUUGGCGCGCGGCUCCCCACAGGCGCUACCUCGUUCUGCUUCCCGGUCGCCGGCACCCAGGCGCCCGUCGCCAUCCACGGUAUGCCCGCCGUAGUCCAGGCCUACCGCAACUCGCUCCAGUUCCUUGCCCUACAUGGGCCCACCAACUUUGCGCCGCUCAUCCACGCCGUCAUCGAACUCGCCCAGACCGCCAUCACUGACAUGGCCAAGACCAAGGCCGCCCUCGUCCAGGCCGCCAACCUUCCCAUCUCGGUCAUCAUCGUCGGCGUCGGCGGCGCAGACUUUUCCAACAUGGAGCAGCUCGACGGCGAUGACGUCCGCCUCUCCGCCAAUGGAGUCUACGCCGAGCGUGACAUUGUUCAGUUUGUGCCCUUUCGCGACUUUGAGGCCGUCGAUCCAGCAUACCUCGCCCAGGCUACCCUCCACGAGGUCCCGCGCCAGGUCCUCGACUUUUACGCCAAGCACGGCAUCGCGCCCAACCCGCCCACCACCGCCGCCCCGUCCUCAUCCGCCGCUGCUCCCUCGGCUGGGCCGCCACCGCCAAGCUACGAUGCACCGCCGCCGACUUUCUAGCCGCCCUUGUAUGAAGGCUUCUGUUUCCUGGUAACACAUCCGAUGAACCGUG
Messenger RNA from Thecamonas trahens ATCC 50062, 1723 nucleotides. RefSeq names its product copine-8. NCBI's taxonomy places the organism in Eukaryota, Apusomonadida, Apusomonadidae. Gene Ontology annotation, biological process: cellular response to calcium ion. Gene Ontology annotation, molecular function: calcium-dependent phospholipid binding. The coding region runs from base 1 to 1671 and encodes 556 amino acids. The transcript has 3 exons. The record is from RefSeq and is a predicted model, not a curated record. Gene Ontology annotation, cellular component: plasma membrane.